AUCCUCCUCAUGGGCCUGCGGCGUAGCGGCAAGUCGUCCAUUCAGAAGGUCGUUUUUCAUAAAAUGUCUCCUAAUGAGACUUUGUUUCUGGAGAGCACCAACAAGAUUUACAAAGAUGAUAUUUCCAAUAGCUCCUUCGUGAAUUUCCAGAUAUGGGACUUUCCAGGACAGAUGGACUUUUUUGACCCAACAUUUGAUUACGAGAUGAUCUUCAGAGGCACAGGGGCACUGAUAUAUGUUAUUGACGCUCAGGAUGACUACAUGGAAGCUUUAACGAGACUGCACAUUACCGUUUCUAAAGCCUACAAAGUUAAUCCAGAAAUGAACUUUGAAGUUUUUAUUCAUAAAGUUGAUGGCUUAUCAGAUGACCAUAAAAUAGAAACUCAAAGGGAUAUUCAUCAAAGAGCUAAUGAUGACCUUGCAGAUGCUGGACUUGAAAAACUCCACCUUAGCUUUUAUUUGACCAGUAUCUAUGACCAUUCAAUAUUUGAAGCCUUCAGUAAAGUGGUGCAGAAACUCAUUCCACAACUGCCAACCCUGGAAAAUCUACUAAAUAUCUUUAUAUCAAAUUCAGGAAUUGAAAAAGCUUUUCUCUUCGAUGUUGUCAGCAAAAUCUACAUUGCAACAGACAGCUCCCCUGUGGAUAUGCAAUCUUAUGAGUUGUGCUGUGACAUGAUUGAUGUAGUCAUUGAUGUUUCUUGUAUAUAUGGGUUAAAGGAAGACGGCAGUGGAAGUGCGUAUGAUAAAGAGUCUAUGGCAAUUAUCAAACUCAAUAACACCACUGUCUUGUAUUUAAAGGAAGUGACAAAAUUUCUGGCCCUAGUCUGCAUUCUUAGAGAAGAAAGCUUUGAGCGCAAAGGUCUGAUUGACUACAAUUUCCAUUGUUUCCGCAAAGCCAUUCAUGAGGUCUUUGAGGUGGGUGUUGCUUCCCACAGAACCUGCAACCAUCAAGCAAGCACCCCAAACAUGAAAGCAGUGACUCACAAUGGCACACCUAGAAAUGCAGUCUAGGGGGUACUAAAAACUGAUUGGACAGACUUGCCAGCUCUUAAAUCCAAAGUUUUUAACUUUGUGGAAUGGGAUAAAGAAUGCAGUCUUUAAGUCUGGGAUGUUUGUGUGUUCCACAAGAGAAGAGCAACAUGAACUUUGGAACAGCAGCCUGUAACUGGUGUUGGACAACUGAAACUACUGUAAAAACACUUUUUGAGGCCAGUGGAGUUAGAAUCGUCAACUCAAAACAAGCUUUAUUCUGAGUGUGGUGGCUUUUCCUGUUCAGAAUCCUGCUUUAACGGUUUGGAUACGACUGGGAGAUCCCUCCCUUUCAGUCAGAGCUUACAGAUGAUUGAGUUGUCAUAUGAAACAUUGAACAGCCAGGCGCUCAGUUUCCACUUUUAAUUGAUUAUCCUGUAAAAUAUCCAUUUUUUGCUUGAGUUUAACGUUUUGGCUUGCAGAGAACGUGGUGAUAUUGACCCUGUUGUGGAAACACCAAAAAAAUUCAUGCUUUUGCUUUAUAAAGGCCUGUGGCCUUACAACUUCACCGAAAGCCAAAUCAUUCCAUGAAAUUCCUUUGCCUCCACUCGAGUUGCUCAGCAGGGUAUUCUGAAAUUUGUUAAAUGAAUUCAGGAUAGAGCUCUACUGCUCUUAUGGCUUUAGGUUCAUUUGAAGGACUUUGCUGAGGCUUCAUUUUAAGAAAAUUCUGUGUUUUGCUGUUGGGCAACGUUUCUCACCAGGUCUCCUUAUUUGGUGGGGUGGGGGAAUAACAGUGAGAACAAACUACAUUUAUAUUGGUUUUUAUCAAAAUAGACUCAAAGUAGAAAGUCUUCAACUUCAAAGGAAUUAGUGUCUCUUACCAAUAGGGUUAUGUAAUUGUUAAUGUUUAGGAAGUUGUUAAAUAGAUGAAUUUAGCAGGACAUUGACAGAAGUUUAAACACUUCCAGGUACUUUUGAAGGAAAAAAGUGACCAAAUUCUUCACCUUGUGAUGGUGAUGGGAAUCUAUGCGGACUUUUUAAGGGAUCAUUCUCUUCCAGAGUCAGGGAGGUGCAAGGGGCACAGUAACUGUAGCAGGGAUAAAUUAGUUUUUAAUGGCUUGACAUAAAGAAUACACAAGAGAAAACACAAAAUGCCCCUACUGUUUGUUAAUCUUCUUUGGGAGUUUUCAGUACUGAUCCCUCUCGGCAAACAGCUUACAAUUUGGUUUGCCCUCAUGGUGUUAAAAUUGAGUAUCUUUGAUCUCUUGAACAUUUUUCCAUAGUAUGAGUCAAUAUCUGAAUUGUUUUAAUCUAAUUUAUUGGUAAUAUUACUUAAGACUUCAUAUUGUGCAUCAGUCCUGUAAAGAGCAGUAAGCCGAAUUGCUGUUCCAUUCAGAUCUUUCCUCUUGCUACUCAAUGCUUGUAUGUUCAAAAGCCACUGGACCAGUUGAGUACACAAGUGCCACUGUAAAAUGUUUAUAUAUAAAAAAUCUAUAUACGUAA
Messenger RNA from Gavialis gangeticus (Gharial), 2472 nucleotides. It is a transcript of the gene RRAGC, whose product is annotated as Ras related GTP binding C. The annotation marks the transcript as partial. Lineage: Eukaryota; Metazoa; Chordata; Crocodylia; Gavialidae. The record is from RefSeq and is a predicted model, not a curated record. Gene Ontology annotation, cellular component: nucleus; Gtr1-Gtr2 GTPase complex; lysosome. Gene Ontology annotation, biological process: cellular response to starvation; regulation of autophagy; cellular response to amino acid stimulus. The transcript has 7 exons. Gene Ontology annotation, molecular function: GTPase activity; GTP binding.